CAAAAAUAUUUAAUACAAUAAUUAUCAUUUUAUUUCCCUAGAAGAAUUACCAAAAGAGUUGAACCAAUCAGCAUCGAGCUCAUUUAAUCAAAAAGGAAGAAGUGGAGAAUUGAUGGAAGUAUGAGAGGGUCAGUGAUCAUUCAAUGGAAAAAUGUCUCGAGCGGAAAUGCUUUUAUUUCCACAAUAAUAAAAUAAUAUCGAGGAAAAAAAACCGAUUUAUUCAUGAUUCCCGAGAGUAAAUGGAAUGAAAAAGUGAAAGGUGAUAAUGGCUUCAGAAAGCCUUUAUGAUGAACAUUUUUCUAAUACAGCUUCACGCAGUAACAGUGGAGCAGAAGAUAAAAAGGAUCAGUUUGGUGUCUUUCGUUCUCGUAAUGGUAGAGCUAGUCCGACUCACAGUGCACAUGGAUGCCUGAUGAGGACAAGUUUACAGAAGUUGAGCCAAGAAAAGAGAGCCAAGAAGGUCCGCUUUUACAGAAAUGGCGACCGAUUCCACAAGGGUUUGGUUUACGCUCUCUCUCAUGAAAAGAUUCGUACGUUUGAAGCCCUUCUGGAGGAUCUCACUAGAGUACUCGUGGAUCAAGUAAAUCUUCCGAAAGGAGUCAGGCACAUCUAUACCAUUGAUGGUAAAGAAAAAAUAACAACAUUAGAUCAACUUCAAGAAGGAGGGAAUUAUGUUUGUUCGUCUGUAGAUCAUUUUGUUAAAAUGGAUUAUGUAAAAAAUGAGAAGCCGUUAUGGAGUCUAACUCGAAAACAUGAAGAGAAUCUUUUGUCAAAGUACGAUCCUCCCAUAGAAAAUGGAAUAAAAACACGAAAUUUCAUAAAGCCCAAACUUGUAACCAUCAUUCGCAACGGAAUAAAACCCAGAAAGGCGGUGAGAAUCUUGCUGAAUAAGAAAACCGCACAUUCAUUUGAUCAAGUUAUGAAUGAUAUUACUAGUGCUAUAAAACUGGAUACCGGAGCUGUAAGAAAAGUUUUUACUUUAAGUGGAAAGCAAGUUGUUAGUUUGUCAGAUUUUUUUGGAGAGGAAGAUAUAUUUAUUGCUUAUGGACCAGAAAAAUACUCUCACGAUGAUUUCGAUUUGGAUUCUGAAGAAUGCAAAUAUCUCACUGGCUCUUCAAGAUCAAUUUUAAACAAAAAAUUUCAGCACAUACCUGUCCCUUCUCAGUCUCCCGUUUCACGAAGAAGAGCAUCGUCGCCUGUUUUUCCAUCUGACAGUAAAAUUUAUUUUAAUAUUUUUCACUAGUUUAAACAUAAAUCCUAUUUAACUCAUUAGCUAAAUUAUUAUUCUUAAGUAAUUCUUGAUGUAAUGUUUUAAUUUGUAUAUGGAAUUUCAUACAG
Molecule: messenger RNA, 1338 nt
Organism: Centruroides sculpturatus (bark scorpion)
Lineage: Eukaryota; Metazoa; Arthropoda; Arachnida; Scorpiones; Buthidae
Product: neuronal migration protein doublecortin-like
Exons: 4
Coding region: 266-1243 (325 amino acids)
Biological process (GO): intracellular signal transduction; retina development in camera-type eye; photoreceptor cell development
Cellular component (GO): axoneme
Source: RefSeq, a predicted model, not a curated record